CAAAAUCAAAGCAUCCCAUAAAUAGUGAUGUUAUGAGGAGAGAAUGCGUCUUGGCCGUUCAGAUUGGGCGAAUCGCCAGGCACACUCGGAGUGCACUCUCUAUCGGGUACGCUCUGCACUGGACGUCGCCCAGACUCUUCAAUCUGAACGCGCCCACACGUUGCUUGUAGGUUAAUGCCAGCUUGGGUGCUUCGGUCACACUUGCCAAAUUCUCAAAAGCCGAGAAAAAAGAAGACGAUAACCUAACCCGGCUUCUGUUUUGUGAGUGGUUUUGUGUUUUGCUAGUUUUUAUUUUAUUAUUUUUUCUGAUUAUUUUAAUUUUUCCAAAAACCAAAAUGUUAUAAAAUUAAAAUAUAAUACAGAUUACACAUUACGGUUUUUGCUUUCACUUUGAAAAAUAUCCUCAUUUGCCAGCACAAUGUUGUCCAUAGGACCGAAAAUGGAUGGGAGCCCCAACGCCAAAUACUUCGAGUCCCCGGAAACUUUAAGUUCGCUUGAAGGAGUGAAGAGUUGGCUACAGAAGAACGCGAAAAAGUAUAUCACCAAUGAUUCAAUAACAAACAAAAGCAUAGCCCAAACCAUAGUACAUCUUUUGCAGUUCCAAGAAGAUUUUCUUGGUAAAAAGACCCAAAAACCUCCUAUGACUCGUAUACCAGUAAAAUUCUUUUUGGAUUUCAAACCUGGAAGAGGCCUAUGUCAGAUCCUAAAUGCAGCUUAUAAAUUUAAAACGGAUAAUGGCUGGAAAAAACUUGAAAUUCCCACUGGCAAGAAUACACCAAAGUUAUACGAAAUGUUUCAAGCAAUUGAGAAAGCCUUAGUACAAAGCAAAUUAUAUUCUUAUCCUGCAGUUUACAUUAUGUCGAAUGUUGAUAAAACAGUGGUUCAGAAACUUAAAGAUAUUAUCAAAAAACGUUCCGGUCAAAUUGUGGAAGACAAAGAGGAUGCCACACAUAUUCUAUACAAUUCUGCAGAUGCUCUUGUAGAAGAAUACGGACGACCUGUAGUGAAAACAGAUAAAAUGAUAUUAAUGCAUUGGUAUUAUUUCCCCGACUCUUUUGACACUUGGGUAAGUCAAGAUUCAAUCGGACUUGAUGAUAUGGAGCUUGAAAAUCCUAUCCCUCGAUCGGAGCCUUGGCGCAUUACUUAUUCUUGGGUUUUCGAUACUGACCAGUACAAUGAAUGGAUGUCUGAAGAAGAUUAUGAAGUCGAUGAUGCUGGCAGCAAAAAAAUACAUCCCAGAUUGUUGUCUGUGGAAGACUUUAUGAAUUUUGCAGAUGAAGGCGUCAAAAAAAAACGAGACACUAAAAGAAAAAAAUCACCUACGCCUCCAUUGAAAACAGCAAAAAGAAAAAGUAAUAGAAAUGUGGCUAUAGGCAAGAAAAAUACCAAAGAAGAUGAUCCUGUAGAAGAAAUUGAAGAUCCUCCACGUCCUGAAGAAUCGAUAGUGCCUUCCUCAAGCAGUCAACCAGAAUCAGAACAACUAGAAAUUACAAGUGAAACCGUUCCAGAUGGAAAAGAAGCCAUAGUAGCUGAGCAAUCAAUUUCCAUAAUAAUCCCUUCAUAUGGAGCUUGGUUCAACUACAGCUCAAUACAUGAAAUGGAAAAAAAAUCUUUACCUGAAUUUUUUAAUGGUCGCAACAAGUCAAAAACUCCAGAAGUUUAUCUGGCUUAUAGGAAUUUCAUGAUAGAUAUCUACCGAACAAAUCCCCUUGAAUACCUUAGCAGUGCAGCCUGCAGAAGAAAUCUAACUGGAGAUGUUUGUGCUAUAAUGAGGGUACACUCUUUCCUAGAACAAUGGGGUCUCAUAAAUUAUCAAGUGGAACCAUAUUUAAAGCCUUCUGUAGUAGGACCACCUCCCACGUCUCAUUUUCAUAUAAUAUGCGAUUCUCCUUCAGGACUACAGCCAAUUAAUCCACCUAAAAUAUUACAACCAAGUGCUGCAAGAACUUUUAUAGAUUUAGAUAAACCUCAAGAUGAACAAUCUUUGUAUAAUUUUGGCUUAAAGCUUGAUCAAUACACUAAAAAGCCACCACCAAGAAACAAGCGAGCCAUGGAAAAAGUUUGGUCAGAACAAGAGACACUUCUUUUGUUAGAGGGUCUGGAAAUGUAUAAAGAUGACUGGAACAAAGUUUGCGAACACGUUGGAUCAAAGACACAGGAUGAAUGCAUACUUCAUUUCCUGAAACUACCCAUUGAUGAUCCCUAUGUGGAGUAUUCAAAGGUAGAAGGAACUUUGGGUCCUUUAGCUUAUCAACCUUUACCUUUUAGUCAAGAUGGGAAUCCUAUUAUGUCUACAGUCGCUUUUUUAGCUUCCAUUGUUGACCCGAGAGUAGUAUCGGCAGCUGCAAAAUCAGCUAUGACUGAAUUUGCCAGUAUUAAAGAUGAAGUUCCUCCUGCUGUUGCGGAAGCUCAUCUUAAAAACAUUGAAGCGUUCGACAAAAUUGAUUUAGAUGCGAGUUUGGCUUCCACUGGUAUUGCUGGUACUGCUCCUGAAAAUGAACAAGCACAAAAAGAUGAAACUGAAGUCAAUGAGAAAAUGGAAGUUGAUGAUAAGGAAAAGGACGAGUCUUCUCAAGAGCAAAGCUCUUCUCCAGAAGAACCUAAAACUAAGGACAGUGAGGUUCAAAGCGCUGCAGCAGCAGCUUUAGCAUCUGCGGCUGUGAAAGCUAAACAUUUGGCCGGAGUCGAGGAGCGAAAAAUCAAAUCUCUUGUCGCUUUAUUAGUUGAAACUCAAAUGAAAAAAUUGGAGAUCAAACUGCGUCACUUCGAGGAGCUCGAAACUACAAUGGAAAGGGAGCGAGAGGGCAUCGAGUAUAAGCGGCAACAGCUGAUACGAGAAAGACAACAGUUUCACGUAGAACAAAUAAAAGCGGCUGAGUUUAGAGCGAGACAACAAGCACAGCAACGGUUAUUAGCGGAACAAGGCCAUUCGACUCAGCUGCAACAAGCAGGACCGAGUUCGAGUGAAGCUGGACAUAGCGGAACAUCCAUUCCAUCUUCACCUCAGGCUUCCGCUGUGCUUUCACCUCAACCGCAAAAUAUUAGUGAUGGUAGUGAAUAAGAGGAAACCAGGGUUACCCAAAAGAAUACAAAUAAAUCUAAACCUAAGGUUCAAAACUGAAUGAUUAGUUAGUUAGGAAAUAUGUAUUUUUUUAUAUGUUUACAGAGAGAUACAAUUAUUACUUUUUAUUAUAGAGUUUAUAGACAAACGACGCAAGUUAGGCUUAAUAUGAUUUAUUUAGAAUUUGCUUUUUGUUUUGGCAUGUUAUUAUGGAUUUUUUAGUAAAUGGUAUUUUUCCCUAACUGAAAAACUUAAUUUCCAAGCCCCUAAUCCCCAAUACAGAAAUGAUAAUGUGAAUAAAGUCGGUGAAUUUGCAUGAACAACUUGCUGCAACCUGUUUAUAGAAACAAAAACAACAGCAAAAGUUCCAUAAACAUUCUGUCCACACCAUGGUUACUCAUUUUUUCCUACGACUGCCUCUGAAAAUGGAGUUUUUCGCACGCUAGGCAACCUCUGAAAUUAGAGUUUUUCGCACAGCGUGCGAAAAAGUUUUUCACACGCAUUUUAGCGUGCGAAAAAGUUUUUCACACGCCUCAAGUUUUCUAACAAAUGAAAAUUACAUAUUUGGUUGUUUUAUUUUGCAGUUGUAGGAAAAGCAUUGUAAAAAACUCAUUUGAAAACCUUUUUUCACACUUGCUCGACUUGUGGAACUCGCCUACGGCUCGGUCCAACAAACUGUCUCGCCGUGCGAAAAAAGUCGUUUUCAAAACUUGUUGUUUAAAUAACACACUGAUAAAAAUAAAGUUGAAAAACAAGAAGAAGAAAUGUUUACCAAGGUGUCUAUAUUUCCUUUAUUCUUUGCCGCUAAAUAUGGAAACAAGCAAUUUAUAGGAACUUUUAUUGCUGCAAUCAUGAACAAUAAGGGAUUUGAAUGAAUAAACUUUUGGAAAUAUGGCAGAAAAAAGUACCAUACUAUUUUCUCGAUUUUGGAUUUUAUUUUUAUUUUUUUUAAAAACUUUUUCGCAGGUGCUGUUGGUUGGGGAUUUUUUUCUGUGCAAAAUAUGUGUUGGUAACACUUACUACUUACUCACCAACCGACAGGUUGAUUCUAUUUAUUUUUGUAAUGUAUUGAUGGGGUUGAGAAAAAGUAAUACGAGUGAAAACUUACUGCUUUAUUAUACAAGACAUUAGCCGUACCCCGGUCACAGAGCUUCGGAGGCGCGCGCAUUCUCUGUCAUUUUUUUGUUUGUCAGUUCCAGCAACUGAUUAUUUGUUAUUUGUUUAUGUUUGAAGCUUGAUAUCGUAAUCUUUAUGUUGAGCUUUGAAAAUAAUUAUACAAAAGUUGAGAGGUGUUGGCACGUUGGCAGUCUAAAUAUAUAACCAUUAACUUCUUUGCUUGUAUUGUUAUGCUAGUUAUGAUAUUGGCGUUUUCUUCAUAAAUUGUUACCCAUCUAUAUCUUCCUUUCCACCAGGAGAUUUUUUCAUCUGAAAAUUAAAGGGAUCAGGAACUGGAUCCAAUUUUACAAACAACAAACAAAACAAGAUCCACGAGUAGUGAAACUACAUAUUUUAUAUAAUAAAUCCGCAAGUGGCAGACCUUUACUUUAUUUUUUAAAGGUCGGCGAUUGGCG
Messenger RNA from Ceutorhynchus assimilis (cabbage seed weevil), 4632 nucleotides. The record is from the annotation of a GenBank genome assembly. NCBI's taxonomy places the organism in Eukaryota, Metazoa, Arthropoda, Insecta, Coleoptera, Curculionidae.